CAUUUCUAUAGUGUCCGAAGAACGAAGGAAGGAAGGAAGAAAUUGAACAAUGGCCGGUGUCGGAGAACCCCAAAGAAGACAAGGAAGGCCGUUUCCGUCUGGUAGAGGUCCAUCCGGGCCACCGCCUUCUUCAGCCAAGAAUGCUCAUCGCAUCGAACCGAUUGAUCGUGAAAAGACUUGUCCUUUGUUGCUUCGAGUUUUUACAAAGACUGGAAGCCAUCACUCUGAUGAAGAUUUUGCCGUGAGAGGUAAGGAACCAAAGGAUGAGGUGCAGAUAUAUACAUGGAAGGAUGCCACCCUCCGCGAGUUAACUGACUUGGUGAAAGAGGUAGCUCCCGAAGCAAGAAGAAGAGAAUCCAUGCUUUCAUUUGCAUUUGUUUAUCCAGACAAACAUGGGCGAUUUGUGGUCAAAGAAGUUGGGAGGACUCAUGCUUACCCUAAUCCGAGGCGACAUGACAAUGGUGGCAAGGCAUUAGGUGAACUCGGUUUUCAGAUUGGAGAUUACUUGGAUGUGGCUAUUCAGUAAGCAAGCCCUUGCCUUUCUAGGAUUGUGCAUUUGGGGUUUAUUUAUAGACUUUUAAUUCUAUUAUAUAAAUGUUCUUUUGUGCAAAUUUUCUGUUGUAGAAAAAAUAUGAUACUGACUUAUUUAUUUGACUUUAGAUUAUUUUCCUUA
Molecule: messenger RNA, 673 nt
Organism: Impatiens glandulifera
Lineage: Eukaryota; Viridiplantae; Streptophyta; Magnoliopsida; Ericales; Balsaminaceae
Product: histone deacetylase complex subunit SAP18-like
Exons: 5
Coding region: 50-526 (158 amino acids)
Biological process (GO): negative regulation of DNA-templated transcription
Cellular component (GO): nucleus
Molecular function (GO): transcription corepressor activity; transcription factor binding
Source: RefSeq, a predicted model, not a curated record